Messenger RNA from Zingiber officinale, 453 nucleotides. Its product is annotated as protein trichome birefringence-like 8. The transcript is spliced from 2 exons. Gene Ontology annotation, cellular component: Golgi apparatus. Lineage: Eukaryota; Viridiplantae; Streptophyta; Magnoliopsida; Zingiberales; Zingiberaceae. The record is from RefSeq and is a predicted model, not a curated record. Gene Ontology annotation, molecular function: O-acetyltransferase activity. Bases 1 to 453 code for a protein of 150 amino acids.
AUGGAUGUGAAGGAGGCAUUUCGUCGAACGAUUGAUACGGUCAAGCUCUGGAGUUUGAACAAACUGCAAAAGGGCUCUGUUUUCUUCAGGAACAAUUCUCCAAUUCAUUUCAGAAACGGGACGUGGGAUGAGGGAGGGACAUGCUCGAGCUACACAGAGCCGGAAAGGAAUUCCUCCGAGCUCGGGCCGGCCGAGACAUGGAACAACUGGAUCAUCGCUGACGCGGUGGAAGGGAUGAAGAGUGGCGGGAAGAAAGCGCGGCUUCUGAACAUUACGGGUCUUACGGAGUUCAGAAGAGAUGGCCAUCCGUCGAAGCACCGGGAACCGGGGACGCCGGCGGAUGCUCCUCAGGACUGCAGCCACUGGUGCCUGCCCGGAGUUCCUGAUACGUGGAAUCAGCUGCUCUAUGCUCAUCUUCUUUCCAUGGAUUAUGACACCAGCAAAAAUGUUUGA